AUGGGGCUUCGCUGGUUUUUAAGCAGUAGUAUGUUUGAUGGAAAACUUAUUGGGUUGAUUUCUUCCAUCUUUGCAGGGAAAUCCAUGAUGGCAAGACCAAAGGAGCAGAGACAGCGAUGGACCGAAGAAGAAGACCAUAAGCUCAUUGAAUGUAAAAGCAGACAUCCCCAUCUAUCUUGGCCAAAUAUCGCAAUGCUGGCAGGGCUGGAGAGGAGUGGCAAGAGUUGCAGGGAGAGGUGGAAUAACAGUCUGACGGAAGACAAUACCAUCACCCGCCUGCAGUUACUUUAUGGGAAUAGCAAAAAAAUCAUCUUCCAGGGCCAACCGCUGGAACAACCAUGUGAAGAAGAAGCUUGGGAUAAGUACUCAUCAGAAUAUUCCCGACCCACAAAGCUCUUUCGUCUGAACCAGAAUAUUCCAAACGCAAGCUCCAUUCCUACACCCAUUUCAGCCUCACAAGAUAUCGCCAACCCUUGGUUCACUUCUGAAGCCUACCUGGAAUUUCUUGGGGAUGAUGAGACUACCCAUCACUCUUUGAUUGCCGGGUUUGCUCCUUUGAUUCCCAAAGUUCAUCCAAAUGUGACCAAUUUCGGGGGAGAUUACUUUGAGCCUUAG
Messenger RNA from Vitis vinifera (wine grape), 615 nucleotides. Its product is annotated as transcription factor WER-like. Bases 1 to 615 code for a protein of 204 amino acids. The transcript is spliced from 2 exons. NCBI's taxonomy places the organism in Eukaryota, Viridiplantae, Streptophyta, Magnoliopsida, Vitales, Vitaceae. The record is from RefSeq and is a predicted model, not a curated record.